Musca domestica (house fly) is the source of this 337-nucleotide messenger RNA. Its product is annotated as cuticle protein 38-like. The record is from RefSeq and is a predicted model, not a curated record. Bases 1 to 330 code for a protein of 109 amino acids. The transcript has 2 exons. Lineage: Eukaryota; Metazoa; Arthropoda; Insecta; Diptera; Muscidae.
AUGGAGGAGGCUCCAACAAUAUUCCAGAUUGCUUUGUGCUUCUUCGCCCUCUUGGCUGUAGCUGCUGCUAAACCAGGUGUAGUUGCUCCCCUCGCCUACACCGCCCCCUUGGCCUAUACAGCUCCUGCUGCCGCUGUUGUGGGUAGUGCUGCCUAUGUUGCUCCCUAUGCCUCAAGCUACAAUGCCCAUACCAUUGCCCACUCGGCAGCCUUCCCUGCUGCCUAUACUGCUCCCUAUGUAGCAGCUGCACCUUAUGUUGCAUCUGCUCCUUACUAUGCUGCCGCCGCUGCUCCCUAUGUUGCAGCUCCCGCACCUCUUUUGUUGAAGUAAUUUUUUG